AUGGAGCUGCCGUGGGUGCUGCUGGUGCUGGCUGGGACGGGCGCAGCUGCAGGCCUGGCUCUGCUGCCCUACGUGCCCCACGUGUCCCCUGCGGCACUGCUGGGGAAGCUCACCGCCACCACCUUCACGCUGGAGAGGCCCUGCUGUGUCUUCGACCGGCACGUCAACGCCUCCGACAUGGUCUGGCUGGUGGUGGCUUUCGCCAACGCACCGAGCCCGGCUGUCCUGCGGGUUGGGGGUGACACGGCAUGCGGGGGCCAGGGCAACCGGGACCCCUGCAAUGGGCCCCUGCCCUCCCCGGGGCCCUACAGGGUGAAGUUCCUGGUGAUGGGCUGCCACGGCCCCAAGGCGGAGACGAGGUGGUCUGACCCCAUCCUGCUGCGGAGAGCCGGCAGCCUGAGCACCAUCGACCCCGCACCCACGCGCUGCGGCAGCAAUGUGGUCAUCAUCGCCGCCAUCCUCGCCAGCUUGGGGGCCGUGCUGGCUGCAGCAGUGCUCAGCGCCGUGGGCGCCGAGGCGUGGGGGUCCCUGUGCCACCGGGAUUCGGGGACCGGCGCCUGCACCCGCAGGGCCUACAGGACCCACCACAUCCCCCCGGCCCUGCCCCAGCCCCGUCCCCCCGGCUGCAGGUGCAGCCCCCCGGGGCUGGGCUGCUUCACCCCCCAGCCUCCUGGUCCCUGUCCUGCUGAGUAA
Egretta garzetta (little egret) is the source of this 693-nucleotide messenger RNA. RefSeq names its product uroplakin-3b. The transcript has 6 exons. Bases 1 to 693 code for a protein of 230 amino acids. The record is from RefSeq and is a predicted model, not a curated record. NCBI's taxonomy places the organism in Eukaryota, Metazoa, Chordata, Aves, Pelecaniformes, Ardeidae.